AUGGACGACACGCGCGCACGAGCCGACGAGGAUAUAGCCCUGGAUUCGUCCCGCUUACGCUCUUCUGCUCGGCUCGGCUUCGCGAGCACCGCCGCUGCCGCCGCUGCCGUCACUGCUGCCGCCACCACCACCACCACCUCCUCUUCGACCACCGCCGCCACCUGCCGCGUCGCGAGACGCAAGAGGAAGAAGAGAAGGCGUCAGCGGCUCGUUACGAGCAACGACGACGCGACCGGCGUCGCCGUCGCGGUCGCCUCCCGCAGCAACGCUAACACGCCGAGUAAUAACGUAGCUGUAGCCGAAACCACCGCUGCCGCAACCGCCGCCGCCACCUCCACCGCCACCUCCGCCGUCGUCGUCCUCGAGCCUGACGCUGACGCCGCCACCACCGCCGCCGCCGUCGCCGCCGCCGCCACCGCCGACGCAGCCACCGCCACCGCGGGGACAGACUCGGCGCGGGUCGAUAAACCGAGGAGCCGCCUCCUCGUCGAGCAGAACACCAGCGGGGAAAUCCAGCUACGCGUCGGAGGAAGCGGCGCGCGUGCGGCCGCCUCCUCCGUCGGCACCGCCGGCGUCACGCUUGUCAACCGACGCGCCGGCAAACGCUCGCCUCGGCGAUGCAACGUCGCCGGCGGCCGUAGGAGCGCGAUGACGAUGGACCUUCAGAGGCUGAUCAACGAGGUGCACGCGAGACCCGCGAUCUGGGACCAGAAGAACGUCAACUACCACAAUCGCGAUGUCAUACUGAAGAUGUGGCGGGAGAUCGCGAGGGCCUGUGAGGUGUCGACGGACGUCGCCAAGUCGAAGUGGAAACACCUGCGCGACAACUUCCGGAACGAGCUGAAGAAGACGUAUCGGGGCAAAUGCGACAGCAUCGGCGGCACCGAGCACGACUCCAAGUGGGUCUGGUUCAAGAGCCUGUUCUUCCUGCGGGACCAAAUGAACUCCAGGGUGAUUGGCUGCGCUUUGUCGCAGAACUGCGUGGGCGCGAUCAACAUGCGUUCGUCGCCGGACGGCACGCAAAUCGAGCCGCAGAUCGAUAUUCUCGAGGGUCACGAGGAAACGCAGUUCGACGACUUGGACGGAGACUCGUGCCAGUCAUUGUUGUCCAAUGACGACGGCUUGCAUCAUGUGAUGCCGCCGCCGAAGAUGAACAAGAUGAUCGGCCGGAAGCGCGCGCUCAUGGACGCGAUCGACAACGAUUAUGCAGUCGAGGUCGAGCGGAAGCGGUACGAGUCCCUGCAGAAGAGACUGGCGAUGGGAUCCGAGGAUGAGGACGACACCUACCAUUUCCUUAUGAGCGUGAGAAACCCUCUUAGGAGCCUACCGCUCGAUAGGCAGAUGUUCGUCCGGCUUAAGAUCCAGGAGCUGGUCUACAAUGAAAUCAACUCGCAGAAUCAGCAGACCACGGGUCGUGUUUACGACAUGUCCUCGCAGGGUCAAGAUGUGAAACCACCGCGGACCGGCAACGGCGGCAACGGCGUCGGCGGCGACGUCAUCAGCGACAUGUCGAAUCCGGCGUCGUUGCUGCAGAACUGCACUCCCGAGGGCUCCAGCGACGAUGCCUACCUCGGCUAAGAGCUUGUCGUCGCUCGAUUUGCACGUGCUUAGGCGUAAGGAUUAUAAUUUUAUCAAUAGAGAAUAAACGAUGGUAUUUUUUCAGUAA
This is a messenger RNA of Odontomachus brunneus, 1666 nucleotides long. RefSeq lists its product as uncharacterized. Gene Ontology annotation, cellular component: nucleus; transcription regulator complex. The coding region runs from base 1 to 1578 and encodes 525 amino acids. The record is from RefSeq and is a predicted model, not a curated record. NCBI's taxonomy places the organism in Eukaryota, Metazoa, Arthropoda, Insecta, Hymenoptera, Formicidae. The transcript has 2 exons. Gene Ontology annotation, molecular function: DNA binding. Gene Ontology annotation, biological process: regulation of transcription by RNA polymerase II.